UGGCCCUAAAAUGGCGGCCAUCAAACACAAUCUGCAGCGAGAUCUCUUCAAACCAAACGAGGAGAGACUUCAUGCGGUUGUGAGCGUGACUAAAGUUGGCAAAAAGAAGAAAGCAAGCUUUCUUUGUGUGGCUGGUAUGGAUUAAUUUGUAUUAAAUUAACAUCUAGUAUUUCUUUUCUCAAAAGUCGUGUUUUUUUUCCGUAUGUCUGUUUACAUGUGUGGUCAAGUUUAUGCCAACGAGAGAGCUGGAAAUUUUGAAUGGCUAGAAUAAUUAUUUGUAUAUAUAUCUAACGGCUAGAAUUUAUUUUCGGAAGCAUUCCUGCUUUCUCACAAGGGAGCUCCCCGCCAGAGGGGUACCAAUUGCGUAUUUUGAUCUCACUUACAUUUUAUAUGCUUUAAUAUGGGUGGUCACAGUCAUGUAACUCUCAGGGCUUUGCAAGAAAUAGGCUAUUGCACUAUAAUAUACGUACCCCACCGGUUGAGGACUAACUUUGUCUUCUUGUCCCUCAAGAUUAAAUAAAAUUGCAUUCACCGCUGAGGACUUCCAUAAAAAUUAAUAUGGGUUUACUCCUGAAGAAUAUAGGUCUACCCCUGAAAUCCCCUGAAGAAUUUCGUGAAAAUUAAAGCUCCACCCCAUUAAGAAUUCCAUAUUUUUUUAUUCUAUCCCUAACGAAAUCCUCAGUUUUUAUAAUGUGCCCCUAAAGAACUCCAUGGAUCCUCAACUGAGGGUACUUGGCUUCCACGUCUUGAAGAAAAAGGUUAGGUGGGGGGGAGGGGAUGUGUAUUAAAUGGGAUAGCCUAAAUAAGAAAGCAGAUGGUGGAAGGAAGAAAAGAUUCAGUGACAAAAUAAUGAUUAUUUAAUUGCAAAUUGAAAUUGUUGUAGAUUUGUUUUUGCUUUUACUCUGUCCUCUUCUUCUUUAGUGACUGAAGUGAAACCAGAAACAGUGUCUAUUUAUCAAGUUAAAAGAACUGAAAAAGAUUCUUAUAAGAAGAGAUCAAACUGGAGACUGAAGGACCUCAAGUUCAUCGAUGGCAAAGAUGAAACAAAUGUGAGAAUAGACAACAUUGACUUGGCUGGAGUUAAUGACAUGCACGAUAUUCUUACAGCACACAAGUUAUAAUUUCAUUUCCUUUUGCAUUGAUUUGUUAUUUAGGAGAAUCCAGAGUUUCAUCUUCAUUUUGAUAAGACUUACAAGUGGGUAGCAAGCAGUGUUCAGGACAAGAACAACUUCAUCAUUGCAUUGUGGAGGGUAAGCAUCAUCUUUUAAGUUUCUUUGUUCAAUUUAAUAAUGUUAUUAAAAAUAUUGCUUUGCUAUUAGAAGCUUAAAAUUGGCUGGAUGCGCUUUUCCUAAACAACCUGACGAGUUUCCAAAUUGAAAUAUUUCUCCUUGCUUGGGUUUUUUCUGUUUUUUAACUUAUCGAAUUUGUAAAAAUUACAUGAGAUCAGUACACUAGCUACUAAUCUGCCACAUCCUGGCAGGGCAGAGCAUUUCUAUUAUUUUGAUUAAAUACAGGUGCUAGGCUAUCACAAAUGACUUUUCAAUAAAAUAGACAUAGAUAUCUUUUAUUUGGCUGACCUUAGUAAAAAAAUGGCUUGCAGCUAGGUGGGGAGAUCACAAGCAGUUGUUACAACACAUGUUAGUAAAUAUAACUCAACUUUUUGUUUAUUUCUUGUUGUUUAGCUGUGUGAAAGGCAUUUGACUCAAAGGAAGCCACAAUUGUUGCAUGUCAGUGUAAUUGAAGGUACUGAAACCAGAUGAGUAAUACAUACCUGCCAACCCCCGGAGUACAAAAAUCUAAAGAGGUUUAGAAAUCUUUGCAUUGUAAGAAAGUCAUUUUCGACAAUGUCUGAAUACUCUCUCAAAGGCCUUCUGAAUGUUUCCGAUGUUGAUAACAACAUGCGAAACCGUGCCAACUUUCUACCAUGUAUUGUCCAAUUUGAUUGGUUGAUUUCUGACCAAUAACUAUACUCGUUAAAUUAUAUAUAUCAAUUUGAUUGGUCUGUUUUACAUUUUCCGAUCAAGAACAUCUCAGAUAAGAGCACUAAACCCACUUCCUGUUUUAUUUUCCUUUUUGACAUCUCGAAAAUAACAAAAUUAAUGAAAAAAUUUGGAAAAAGGCCACGGUACGUAUUUCCCAGAAGAUCUGGUGCUCUAACUGGGAGAUUUGAUGAAAACUUGGAGACUCCCAGGAAAACCGGUAGAGUUGGCAGUUAUGGUAAUAUUGUUACUACAUGCUUAUCCCUGGAGACAGAAAUAGAAUACCUGGUGCUGAAAAACAGAGCCCUCAAAACAUCCAUUUCCAUUUUCUAAUCACAUCUUGCAAUGUUUGGGAGAUGGCUGUUUAAUAAUGGCUCUAGAUGCAUUAUCUUUGAUUCCUUAUAUACUAGUAAUAAUCAAAGGUUACGGAGUGCGAAUGACAAUGAUCGAAGGUCAAAACACUUUUUGCUCCAGUGCUGAGCUUUGCAUAAGUUUCGCAUGACAGAUAGUCAAAACGUGCAUGAUCAAAUUUGUGUGAUCAGAUUUCAAGUGAUAGAAGGUCCAAACGCGCAUAAUCAAAUUGCAUUCUGUGCAUUCCAUUCAUUCUUAGUGGAAGUCCAAACGAAUGCUGGCUACGUACAUGUGAUGCAUGCGCAAUAACAACCUGCAGAUUAGGAUUGUGGGCUCCUCUUGUUGCCCGAAAUAACCCUUUAAAUCCAAAGAGUGACCCAUAUCAACUUUCUCCUAACAAAAUUAGUACGUCACCAGCUGAAAAUAUUUUGAGAAUUGAUAAAACUGAUCACCAAAGAGAAAUGCUUUGAUCUCUUAUUAAAUUAUCUUAACUAACUCUUUAAGAAGACGUUUGGAGAUCAGUCUGGAUGAUUUCUUGUGUUUUAGAUGUUAUUCAUGGUGGUGAGAGCAGUAGAGCACAACAGCAUACAGAUGAAGGCGCUGGAGGUAAAAUUAAUUUAUUGAAAUAUUUUUUAACCAUGGAUAUGUUCUAGGUACAUGUGAAAUCAGUUCCCAGGCUAGAACCCGAGCUUUAACUUAAUUCUAGCAGGCUUUAUCUACAACAAAUAAACCUGCCAUGAUGACACUUUUAAAAGUGUCUGUAAAGGAACAACCAUCCCCUCAUGUGCAGUUAAGGGGGUUUGCUUCAUAAAACCUAAUACAGUCAACUCCCGGUAACUCGAACCCUCUAUAACUCGAACCUCGCGCUAACUCGAAGCAAUUUUCAUUUCCCUUCGGAACAGUUUCUAUUAUUAUAAUUUUACCCGCGAUAACUCGGACUCCCAAUCGAACUUUUUUCUGUUUCCCUUGAAGGUCCGAAUUAUCGGGAGUCGACUGUAUUACUCCUCCUGUAACAAAACACCUUUUCAAAUGUGCCUCCACAAAGUUUAUUCCUUUACUUUAAAUUUAUUUCUUUCCUGUACUUUAACUUCAGAACAGAGGCCUUACUAGCUUCAAAUGACAUACCGUGCUUUGGCAAACUAUCAAAGGCAAAUGGAUUAUUAGGGCCAUUUAUACAAGGAAAAAUAAGACGCAUCUUACAUAGACGCGCCUUAAAUAAGACGUGAACUUUCCUUAUAAACAGCACAUUUCAUCUAAAAUAAGACGCGUCUUAUUUUAGAACAGCCCUUAACACCUGUUCUUAGAUAAGACGCGUCUUCGCUAAGACAAGAAAAAAUUCGUAUAAAUGACCUUCGUGUCUUAAACAAGACGCGAACGCAUAGUGCGCAUGCGUUAAUUUUUGGCACGCUACGUUAGAUUGGAGUUGCUACGGGCAACAUUCACAUGAAAACGAGUCAAGAACAGAAAUAAGACGCGAACCAUUUAUACGAGCUGCUCUCGUCUUAGAUAAGACAUGCUCGUAUAAAUGGUACAGUUCGCGUCUUAUUUAAGACGCGGCUUAUGUAACACACGUCUUAUUUUUCCUCAUAUAAAUGGCCCUAAUGUCUCCUAUAUAAUGUAGAUCUUUUGUAGGUAAAAUGCUUUUUCUUGGGGCUUCAUCAUAUCAGGCUUCCACGGUAGCUUUGCUAAGUUGUAAAGACAUGUUUAACUUUUCAGUUGAAGACUACCAGGAGCUGACAAAACGAGAGGAGAACGAUUUGGAGUACAUGAUAUCCCAAACUGAAAAUGCAAUCAGCAACAUUGAAGCAUUCACAGAACAGCUGUCUAGGGAUUUGUCCGUUUUAGACGGGGUAAUAGAGCUUACAAAAUUAAUAUUAAGUAACUAAUAUUAUUGUAGCAUAAGUAACCACAUGUUGUAUGACUUUAACCCUUUAAGCCCCAAUACCCACGUACAAAUUCUCCAAACUGAUCUCUAUACAUUUCCUUUAAGAAUAAGUUUGAGGGAAUUUGAUAAAAGAUCAAGGUAUUUUCCCUUAGGUGAUCAUUUUAUUAAUUCUCAUAACCUAAUCUCUUGACAUUGUAUGGAUAUCGUUAGGAGAAAAUUGACUUAAGACACUAUUGGGACUUAAAGGGUUAACCUUAAGGCUUGGUUUCAUCUGCAUUAAUGAUAUUGUGUAAUGAAUAAUUUGAAAGAUCUUUCAAGGACCUUAGAUGUCACAAAUUAUUGUCUCUAUCUAGAGGAAAAAUGUCUUCUUCUUUUAAUAUCUUUUAUUUCUGUGUUAUUCUCUGAUGAGACAAAAGUCUCCAAAAGGAAUAUAGUCAACUAUCUUCUAUCUUCUUGUUUCCAUACAUCAUAUUUAUGGCCCAACUGUGAAGACAAUGUUUACGCAUUUAGAUGAUCAUGUUGGGACCUCCCAAAUUGACUAAGAAAGGAUUACAGGACAUUUUGUGGCUUACUGCAUCCUUAUUGAAUAACAUUAAAGGACUGUAUUGAUAUUUUAGGCAAAUAUCCAUUCCAUCAUGAAUGCUGAGCCACAAGUUGAAUCCCUAAUGCAACUGUUAAAUGACGCUCUGAAUGAACUUGAAAAUCUGGAUACACGGCUUACUGGCUAUGACACACUGUUAAGAGUAAGUUAAAAUUGCCACACUUGAAGAAUGUUUGAUAUUUGCAUGUAGUUUUGUUGCUGUACGUGUUAAAAGGGGAAUAUACUCUUCUUGUCACUGAAAGUUGACUUUUUCACCCCUUUCUGGGCCAAUUCAAAUCUAAGAAAAAAAUCAUUUUUUGCAUCACUUGCAAAAGGUUUAACAAGAUAGACUGCAGGAGUAAGAUUUGUGGUGGCUUCGGAUUUGAUCCAUAGACUCCAAGUUUGAAAUGUCGUGAUCAGUAGCUAAGGGGUGUGCAGUAUGUUGAUUGUAUUUCAAACUGUCCUAUUGUUUCAUUUACAAUCAUGAAGCAAUUUUAAAGGAGUAUCUGCUAGUUUAUUAUUAAAGUCACCCAGCCAUUUUUUCUCAAAUUGUCACUGACCGCUAGGGAAAGGGUUCAAGAGUUUGAGAAUGUUUUGUUUUGAUACUGGUGUGCGAUAUUAAUAGUUAUUAAUGAAUCAUCAAUGUUUUACAGGAAGUUCGUGCACAGAUGGAGGUGAUGGAAGACAAGGAUAAACACAUGGUAACUGAGAGUACAAACCGCAAAAAACUCUUGGAGGAAGUAGAAGCACUUGUGGUCAGUUUCUCCUCUCUUCUUGAUACAACUUUGUUUGUUUGUCUUUCUAUCUCCCUUUCCCUUAUAGACAGUCAAAGAAUAGGAUAAUUUCAAGAAAGGUGAGGAUUGACCCUAGGUGUGUGUUUUAGGGAGGUGGCCAUAUGAGAUCUUCGUCAACCCUUUUAUACCAUGGUCCAAGAGGUUUUUCUUGAAAAUUUCUUAGAAAAACCUCUAGGCCCAGGGUAACACUUUUACUGCAAGAGAACGUGAUGGGUUUGGUAAGGUGAUUUAACUUUUGAGCUUGUGGAUGAAAUCCUAUGGCGUGACCAUUUAAACGAAACCUCUUGCGUAGUGCUAGUGGUACUAUUUGUUUUGUAUGUAGUUCUAAAUUUUGAAUCUGUGGACAGAAUCCCAUGGUGUGACCAUUCAAAUGAAACCUCUUUGGUGGUAUUUCAACAUGAUACGGUUUGUUUCUCGGCGUUUUACAAAAAAAAAAAAAAAUGGGCCACUUUUGGAAGUGAGUGGGCUUAGAUUGAGACAGUUGACUGUAGUUGUGAUUGUUGUUUUAUUCAGAGUACGCUGGAUGUUCCUGAGCGUAACAUUGCAGCACUUCAGGAAGCUGACCUGUCCAAGGGUAUGGGACUUAAGGAGUGUACUCAUGCUGCAUUCUCUGUGCUCCAUGCUUUGCAGACUGACUUAAGUCCAGGUACAUCACAAAGCCGUCAUUUACACUUCAAGAGAUUUUUUCAGAUUUAUAAAUGUUUAUUGCAUUUAGGGUAUCUGCAUUUGCAGGCUUUUGCAUUCAUCAGUAGAUCCAAGAACAUUUAUCCGGAUACAAAGUAUUUUCUUCAGAUUCUAGCGUGACCAAACCAUGACUUUUGUAUUCUUGGUCCAGGCAUCUGUGUGUGAAUGGCAAAAAGAAUCCCAUACCAAAUUUUCGGGAUUCAUCACCGAUCUGGAAAAAUCUCCUUCAGUGAAUGAAGUUAUGAGAAACUCUCAUGUGGAAUUCUCAAUUUGCAAUAAGGGGCCUGUUGUUCAGUUUGGGAGCUUUGCUUCUCAACUGGAAAGAGAUGAAGAGGAUUAAUAAAAUGGGAGGUAGGUGGGGCCUGUAAGAGGUGGUGCUACUAUAACUAACGAUAGUUUUUUUUUAUUAGAGAGAGAGAAAGGACUAACAGUUUUUGUAGCAAAUGCAAAUGCUUGAGCAGUUGUUGAACUAGUACCUCCUGGGAAAGAUUGUCAAAUUCUAGGGGGUUGAAAGAACAAAAAAUAGUUUAAUAAGGUAUUUGAAGUUAAGGGCGAUUGUUUUUUCUUUAUUUUCAGGUUUGACUGAAAUGAGGGCUGUCAAAGAGCAGAGGGAUAAGCUAUUGAAGCUCAGUAGUGACUUUGCUCAGCGAUUAAAACAUCAUCUCUUUGAAAUCUUUACUCGUCAUGUAAGCACGCCUCUCCUUCCACAAAAGCUAGAACUGCUCAUUAGUUCCUUUCAAACAACCCAGUUCAUGGUUGUUGGUUUGGGAUAAGAAACAGGGAUAUAGUGCGGUGAAGAUUCUUUAUCCCCUAAAGCAUCCCCUCUCCCAAUCUAUUAAAUCGCAUACUGUGUCGAAAAAACGAAUUAGUCAUGAAAGUAUUACACGAAAUAUAAAUAAUGCAAUUUUUGUUAAAUAUGAAAUUUAUUCGUAACAGGGUAUAGAGCCAGAAACUGUUGUCCAGCACUCCAGUGAGUUAUGUAUUCCUAAACACUUGGCCUGCCACAAUGAUCUGGUGCCAUUUUCCGAUCUCAUGAAAUGGCUAAAGGAAGUGGAUCAGACAGUUUUUCUCCAACUCUGCGAGGUAUGUGACUCUGUUAUCGUCACUGGGUCAUGGGCUCCUGCACCAGUGUACUAACGUUUGGAACUUGAUUAAAUGCACCGUUCAGAUACCCCAGUUGUCAGAAAUACAUGUAACGCAUCGUUAGAGUGCCAGCAAAAAUUAAAAAGCCUGCGAGAAAAUAUACUCUCAGUGCAUUACAAUGCUAUGGUCUAUAAGUACACUCGCAACAAACACAGACGUCAAUGUGAUUGAAUAUUACUGAUAGCGAUGAUGAUGAUGAUGAUGAUGGUGAUGAUGAUGAUGAUGAUUAUGAUGGUUCUGACAGUUAUGAUGAUAAUUUUACAUGCAGAAAGCACUUUUCACUCUAUCUCUGCCAUUUAACUGGUGUUAACUCUUUUUAGGCCUACACUCAGUGCCUUAGCAAAGUGUAUGAGAGGGAACUGAAAGACUUCUUUGAAGCUGCAAAGCAGAGGACGUUAACAAAGGGCGUUCGGGGUAAGUUUUUAUUGUGGUAUAUGUAAGACAUUUUGGUAUUCUGAUCAGCUUUGUUCUUGAUCGAAUGGGCUGUGUCACAAGAAUAUUGCUGUUUCAGGUCAAUUCUAUGCUAAGGUUAUUACUUUAUAGUGCCUUUACCCAGACGCAAAAUACUCUUGUAGAAUUAUGAAGAAAAUACCUUAAAAUUCCGAAAAUAAGCCCUGGGGCUUAUAUUUUUUAAAGGCCCUUUUGGAGGGGCUUAUUUUUGGAGGGGCCUAUAUUCGGAGGGGCUUAUGUACGGAGGGAAAUUUGCGUUUCAAAAUCGAUUGGGCUAGCUUGUAGUGGGAAGGAAAUUUACCAUUUUUGCCUUAGUAUUUGAGGGCAAAUUCCAAGUACAAGGCCCCCCAGGGGGCUUAUAUUAAUUUUGGAGGAGCGAUUUAACGGAGGGUUUUUUAGCAUUACGAUUUGGGGGGCUUAUAUUUGGAAGGGCUUACACUUGGAGGGGCUUAUUUUCGGAAUUUUACGGUAUAACACAAGUUUCAUCAAGGAGCUCUAACCAUAAUAUUUUUCUGUAACUUCUGCAGGUAUAGCAUUAAAACUUGCAAAAAUUGACCCAUUUGGGGGGGGGGGGUACUGCCAUAUAUAGGCUAUAUGGGUAUGUGCCACUGUGACGGGUAUGGUUUUCAAGCAGUUUACUCUGGGAUAGGGUAUAUAAAUCAGAGAGUUUGAGUCUAGAAGAGAGUAUCAUUUUCCAUUUAAACUGAUCAAUUGGCUGAAGAUUUUAGUCUAGACUGGGGAAACCGGGAAUUGCCACUCAAGAAUAUAAAAAAAUCAAAUCGGUUUUGUUUUGGCUGGACUGUGCUAGUAACCUCAGUUGUUUCUGGAAAAAAGCUAAUCUAGGAUAAGGGGGAUUUGGGGAGUUUAGUCUAGUGUAGGGUAGCAAAAUUCACUUGAACUAGCUCUGGUAUAGGCUAAGGGUUCCAGUGUCCCAGGGUCCCAGCAGCAUAUCCCCACCCAAAAAGUCUUAAAGUACCCCCUCCAGGCCGGGGGGGCAACAGACGACAGGAAACAGUCUCAAUGCCUAAAUAUAGUCUAAAGUAACAACUCUGGAUUAUUGUUUUUGGAAUCCAGUUGAUGUGAAGACGCGCUUUAGUUUCUUUAAAAAACUAAAAUAUAGCAAACGGCUUGACAGAGCCCUUUUAGUCAAGGUCUGUAAUGUAAAGAAAUUAAGCAUACUUCACUUCACAAGCCUUUGGCUAUUUAUUUUUAUGUAUGCGUUAAUUUGUUGUUUGUUUUGUUUUUUUCUAAUAGGUUAUAGCGCCUUCAAGAUGACUGGGUCAUCCUCUGCGGUCAACAGGGAAGAUCCAAGAAUGAGUCCGCGGCCCAGUCCCCGCAAGGGCUCACUCAGACCCAAGGAAAAGGCGCAAGAGCGUAAAGACAACGACUCGCUCUCGAUUGGCUCUGACUCUAGGUCAAGGUCAGGAUCGCUAAGCUCAAUGGAUUCGUCAGAUCAGCUUCAAGAGGGAAGGAGCAAAUUUGAACGGGUAAUGUUGAGCGGUUAAUAGGAAGCUUAAGCAACGAUGACGACGACAGCAAUGAAACAGGGGCACCCAACGACAAUUUUCGGAAAAAUAUCUGUUCGAAAGACGAUUUGAGAUCUAGAAUUUUCGUAACAUUUGUUGUAAAAUUUCUUGCUUGUCUGCCUCUCCUAGGAUUUUCGGACAUCUAAAAAAUGGUAUAAUUGCCUAUUUUUAACGGAUUUUUACCCUAAAAAGGUCACCUAGAAUUUUCGCGAGCCUUUUUUCUGGCUAAAAAAUUCGAAAAGGUAAGUUUUGAUCCCUAUAAUUUUCGGAUCACUUGACUUUCAGCUAAGAAAUCCGAACAGAUGAAAAAUUUUUAGGGGAUAAAAAUAUGCCUAUAUCUACCGUUUAAUACUAAAAUGCGUUUAACAAUUCUAUGUUUAAGUGGUUUUGAACUAUAUUCUCGUUGGGUGCCCCUGAUGAAAAACGUCACUACAAACUUUAUCGCGUCUAUUUGGACCCGCUCAAUUUCUCAAAUGUAGGCGAUUUUUCGUAGAGGUGAAUUCUCAAGGUUUUAUCCUGGUCCAAAAUGAGACAGGAAAAUUUGUCGCCGUAUGUUCACGUGCUCUAUAAAACGUCGCAUUAGGAGAUUUCUCUUCGUAUUCGUGCAGUGGACGUCAAAGAAAUGUACUAAAAGGCGUGAUGCACAUGCAGAGCUGUUGUUUUGCUCAUAAAACCAAUUGUUUUUUGACGUUGUCGUUCAGUUGUCCUCGUCAUCGUGGUUGUUGUGCCAUAUAUGGACCCCUUUUCUUCAAAGUUUCAAUAGCUUUGGAGAGCAGAAGUAUACAAGGAACUCCGCCAAGAUCAGAUUUUCGAACACUUUCUUUCUCUGCUACCUUGGAAAUGUGAAUACCACGUUACUACAGCAAAGGAACGCCUUUGGCCUUUGUAAUUCCACAUUCGUUGUCUUCUUUACAAUUUCACCUCGUUGAUUCAAUAAGCCGGAUCACUCUUGUUGUAGCGUAAUAAGUGUGAUUAGUAAAAUAGUGGUCUAUUAUCAAUGCUGCGUUCUGAUUGGUUGAGCUACUAUUGGACUAUAUGUAAUAGCCCAUUAGUAGCGAAAAGCACUGGCGUUUUGGCGGCAAAAAAGGAUUAAAGUGUAGCUUUAACUAGCUAAAGUUUUUUUGUCUCGAGAUUUUGACCAACUAGUUGGAUUUUACUAAAACAAUUAUUCCUCUCGCCCUCAUGGCCUCUGAGUCAAUAGCCCAUUCGGCCUUUCGGGCUAUUGACUCAUAGCCCAUUCGGGCUCGAGGAAUAAUUGCUAAUCAUCCAUAAGGUUUCUGUAACAGAAAGUAUAGUUGGUCAAGUUUCAAAACCAGCAAAAUAUUUCUUGAAUCUGUAAAGUCCUCACAUACACAACUUUCUUGUCCCAAAAUAGUGUCGGAUAAUUUGAGAAAUGCUGUUUAGUGUUAGUUGGUGCACGACAAAUGGUGUGUUCAAUCGAUCUUUAUCAGCCCAUUUUUCCUGAUUCCUCUCGUAUCAUUUAAUGAUUUUUUUGGCUUCCCACCAGGUUUUUGAUAUUUUAUUAUUGGAGCUGGAGCCGGUUUGCACAGCUGAACAGGAGUUCGUUCAGAAGUUCUUUGAUUUUAUCUUGGAGGAGCCGGAAGUAAGUUUGAGCCGGAAGUGGGGAUUUGUUUUUGAUCUCCGGCUGCAUGUGACCCUCAAUUUCAUGUACCUGAGUUAUUCAACUUUACUUUCUAAUUCUUUAUUGAGAACUGAUACCAUCAUCUUCGCUAAAUUGAAUAAGCCCCCUCUCUUCCAAGCCAGUCUCAAACGUGCUUGAAAUAAAUAAGCACCCUGGGGUGCUUAAUAGGGGAUUUACGGUACAAUUAAAUAAGCUUUCACCAUCCAACGUCCCUUCUUACCUCCACGUGUGAUCUGUUUCUAGUGGCUUGGGCUUGUUUUUGUUUUGUUUGUUUGUUUUUGUUCUUUGUCUUUUUCCAGAAAACAGAGAAAUUUGUAUUUACUCUUGGGAAAGCCGCUACAGAGGUUGUAACAUAAAUUUUUAGAGAGCAAAGCUCAAUGUUUAUCCCGCUUUGUUUGUGCUAGUUUUUUUUUGGUCUGUCCUUUUCAGCUCUCAGAGACUUCAAAUAACCCAUUCAGUGUGGAUUCUUCUGAUGGAGCCAUGUCUAGCAGACCAAAAUCUGUGGACUCGACGUAAGUAUGGCACGUUCAUGGAUAUAGGCUAUGUUGGCUGCGGCUGCACUUGGCAAGUUAACCGCGUUGGUUUUUGAAAAACCCGGUAAAAAAAGUUUUCAGAACGUAACCUGGUAAAAAGAGUUUAACCGGGUUAUUUUUUUUCGGCGGCCGGAGUCGCGGCCGGACUCAAUUUAGACUUUCACAAAGUCAUUCAAUGUCGCGCGGUUUUGUUUUUCGUUCGCUCGGGUCGCUCAUAUCGACUCAUAACUCUCGCCUUGGAGUGAGCGCGUAUUACCUGAUAAAAAGCCUAUUAAACCUGGUUAAGAAAAUCUAUUGUUCUUGCUUGAUUUGCAUAACCCGGUCAGAACUUGGCUAAGACUGCAGAAAACCCAGCCGCACUCGCAGUUGUUCUUAAAUGAGUAAACUUUAAUUAGUUAAUUGGAGAUAGUUUGGUUGAGUCCCCUAGUGCGGCGCCAGCCGUUCUGUUUAGUAAGAAAUAACAACAGAUCUUCUGCUUGUAAAUCGUUUAUUCAAAACUAACGAAUGUUCAUUUUUAUUUAGUGAUGUCAAGGACAGAACACCGCUAAAUGAAGAAGUCAGGUAACAGAGGCUAUUGCAUUGAUGUGCGGGAACCAUGUAGAAUGACAUACAAGAAAAAGUGUCGAAAUUACUAUCUUGUUUUUUUUCUCUUUGUUUUGCGCUACGAUACCACUGGCUAAAAACAUCUCGCGCCGCUUUCGGCGUUUUCCCGCCCUGGUUGGGUUCCCGCCAUUUGCACUUGGUGCUGGUUGCUGGUUGGUUCUUUUUAUUGUCCCAUCUUUCAUCAUUGGUCAACGUAAUGAUAUUGCCAGCCGUUUUUAAAUUAGGUUUUCUUGAACAAAAGAAUAUAUUUUAUAGCCAGGCACAGCAGACGUUCACCGUCUGAUAAACCAAUCAGAUUUUGAAGGAAAUAGUUGUAGCCGCCAAAAAGAGCGGGAAAAGGAAGCAGGCAAGUAACUAUGACAACAAAACCUUUCUCAGGGUAAUAUCGUAAAUAUCUGUAUUCAAAGUAGACAGACUGCAAAUUAUAGUAGUUGCUAAGAAAUAUACAAUUGGUUUUGGCUCCAUUAAAUCCUAUACCAAUUGGUAAGCUGGCGAGUGUGCCUUUCUUAUCGGGGACAAAAACUGUUAUUGCCCGGGUUGUUUACUCCCCUACAAAUUGUUCAUGUGGCUGCUUUGACGUAUUAACCAAGCAGCCUUAGACCUAGCAGUUAACAAAGUAAUUUGCAUUUUUGCGCGGGAGUAGGUGAAGAAAUGAAUACUUGCGGUGUCAAUGUCUAUCCAGUGUGCAGUCACUGUACCCUGUAAAUGCCAGAAGCUUUAAAGUAGACUCUUCCUUAGCUUGGGGAUCCUUACAGUGUCGGGUGGUUUAGUCACAGUUUCAUCAUGACUUCGCAAUCUUUUGCAGACUUAAAUAAGGUUUUAGUAUUUAUUAACACAAUGACACUUUAAUCAAAACUACAUCUGAUCUAACUGUUAUUCCUCCAGAAGAAGAAAACAAUGGAUCAAUAAAAACCGAGAAGAUAUGAAGUAUGUAAAACCUUAACCCAUUGCACUGUUGCUGAGCUAAACCUAAAUUUGUAAACAACAGGCCACAUAAACUUAACUUCGAUAUUACCAAUAAGUCGCACAAAGGUAAAGUUGUUAAAGCCUUUCAGCGAAACUAAACUGGUUAUAAAUUUGUAAACUGCACGACUGUUACAUAAAUGCACCUUUAAAAGCAAAGUAAAUUCUACGUAAACUGCCCGCUUUCAGCACUUGCACAGUAGGGUGUUGGGUUUAAUGGGAUUAAUAACGAACAUUUUUACUGUGUGAUUACUGGCUUGGACACUCUAGCCUAUGUAAACUGCACCCUUUGCUUUCCUCUCCCCCACCUCACCCUUUCACCUCCCACGCAGCCGUUUUUGUCUCGUCACGCAACGCUCAUGUGGUUUGUGACAAGACUCAAACUCAGACUCAAAGACUCAAACGGCUGUGAGGGAGACUACGGUUGUACAUGAGGAGGGAAAUUUUACAGCCGGUGAGCUUUAAAAGAGCCAAAAACAAAUCAUAGCAGUGGUUGAAACUUUUCGUGCGUUUUCUUUUGUAGGAAAAUCAUGCAAGGAUUGUUUAAUGUGCUGGAGACCGAAUUGCAGAGUUAUAUUCACUUUGCUGACAGACUAGAUAACUUGUAUGUUCUUUGUAUGACAUUUUUUAUGUAAUGUGGUAAAAGAGGAAACUUGAGGCAACAAGACUUCAAAUGAAAUGAAAGUACUCGGUAGCUUUCGUAUCAAUGUUACACUUUAGGAUUUCAUCAACAGACUCAAAAGUUAGAGCCAUCGUGCACUGUACAGGAUAACAGUGGCACCGGAAAAUUUUGCUCAGCACCUUUCAAGCAAUUGGUCAAAGUCUCACAAGUUAGAAACUCAUUCCGAAGAACAAUAAACAGUACCACAGGAAAAUACUCUCACUACCUUUCAUCUGAAUGGUCGUGGUGCAGGAUUUUAUCCACAUUCUGAUGAUUAAGUGAUCAUUGCGUCUAUCAAACAGAUUGCAUUGUCUCUAGCUUGGAGAUUGUGUCAACCAUGUGUCCUGUUAUAUUGCAGUAACACCAUGUAUAUGCUUGUGAAGAUCGGUCAUUUUGUUAUCACGACGCAACUGUCCGGAUCCCCAGUGUCUUAUCUCAGUCAACAGCUUGGAAACUGUCUCAUUUCUGUAAAGCGCCUGUUCGACAAAUUUAUAGUAAGUGACUUUAACUUAGUCCCUUUCCAGUCUGCUUCUUCAUCUCUGAUUUUCUGGUCUUCCACUUUUGUAAUUUCCUGCUCUCUCCGCCAGGGCGGAUCCUGUUUGUGGGGGGGGGUCGGCGGUGUUCCGUGAAAUAAUUGAAAAUAGUUAAUAUGCUGGGGGAGGGGAGACAGGACGAAUGAAACGGUGAAGGCGUCUAUCCCUCUCUUUCUCUUUCCCAUCAUCCCCCGCACGCUUUCUAACCUUACUCUUCUCCCCAGCCUCCCUGUGUCACAAAGGUGCCUGUGGAAGGGGGGUGGUAGUAUUUCCUAUAUAUGCCUUAAAAUUCUCGUUAACACGGGCGAGUUUUCCUUGCGGGUUUGGAUAUUUGGCUGUUUCUGCACGCGAGAGAUGCGAACAACCUGCCUUGGUAGAUAAGUGUUUACUUCAUGCGCCUCUUACGGUAUCUCAUCUGCAUGUAAAGUUUAAAAAUUCACAAUAGACUCGCCACGAAAUCAAAUCAAACUAUCACAGCAGAAAGUGUAUUGAUUCUUUGUCUAAACAGGCUUCAUAACUGAAAACCUCUUUUCAAACUUGCCCUGUAUUCCUUCAGCGCUUGAUAACUGUUAUAUGUUGAGUUUCCCACGCUUGGUUGGGGUUGCCUUUUUUCCCGCCACUUUGUGUUGUUCUAUGUUGGAGGCUUUGAAUGGGUCCACAAUAUUUUAUUUUACUGUUUAUGAAUUUUGCAACCUUUUGCUCAUGUUCCACCCCUUCUUGGGCAUGUUAUUUUCCGCAAUUCAACACGAGCUUGACGUUCGUUGCUCUCUUCUCGCUUAUGGCCGCCACGAUUACAUGAUUUCCCUUGCAUGAUGACUGUUACAAAAGUUGCAAACAUUUUUUUGUUGUUACCCUUAGACGAGUUUGAAAAAGCAAAUUGAAGAAACGAAGGUGCCCAAGACAAAGAAGUGUGGAGUCUUGCCUUUUGUGAGUAAGUUUGAGGUGAGUGUUGGUUGAAUUCUUCGCCUACUCGUCACUAAUUUAACCUUCAUUCCGGCUGAAAUCACGGGAUACGGCCUUGACGUUUAUAUGCAAUUUGAAAACAUGCCAAUGGAGACUAGCGUUGUUACGUCUAACAAAGUGCUUCAACUUCACGAAGGUCUUGAAUUAAACUAUGCCUUGUUACAACGAUAAGUAAAAAGAACAAAUUAAAUUAUACUCCCUGAAAGGUAAUAGUUAUGAAACCUCUCCCUCUAUAAAAUGACAUUUUUCAGUGUAGAUUCCGUCGGUUAAAGUGAACAAUGACUAUGAAUUUCUUAGAUCUAUUUAGAGCUUGUCUCGCAUCAAUAGUCUUUGGUUGAAAACAGGUUUUUGAUAAAUAUAAUCAAACGUCGUAAUGUUUGGCGCGUCAAAAAGGAGAAGCCUUAAUUUGAAUUUUCACUGCAUGGUAUGAGUGGGUCAUGAGCCUGGUAAUUUCUUGUAUCUCUCAUAGGAAUUUGCAGCCAUCUCAGAAAGUGUGUUCAAAAACUCGGACCGUCGCAAUGACCUUGACAAGGCGUAUCAUCAUCUUAUUCGUGUUGUGUUUGACAACGUUGAACGAAUGGCAGAGGAACACCAGAAAACACCAAGGGGUGUGGUCAUGAUGGGUAAGCCGGCUAAACAAUACUGACAUGAUUAAUCGUUUAGAUGUUUUAUUUCAACGUGUACAUAGAAGAGAAAACGGAAGAUAGUAGUGAACUUACGCGACAGAACGGGAGAGAGAAGACGGCAAACCUUGUGUGACAAGCGUGACAAAUGAUUAAUUUUAUUUGAAAUAACUUUUCGCCAAACUUCACUUUCCUUUAAACAGAUCUUUUUGUAAAAGACCAGAAAACACUAAUGUUAACUGAAGAUCACGACAAAACACGUAAGUAAUAACCCUGUCACGUUUGUCACACACGAGCGUUUUGCCGUCCUUUUACGUAAACUCACUUGUGACGCUGAGCGUGGCUAUGCAUUUGUUAACCAUCUUCGUUCCCAGCGGGACUUUUUCCUUUGCUUUGGGGCUGGGAAAGUUCCUUGGAGCGAGUUUGUUUCUCAAUUCAUAGCUCACUAUUAUUGUUUUCUUUUAUUUCGCAGAGAAUUAUCACCAUUUAUUUCGUAAGUAUUCCAAAUUUUUCAUAAUACAGGUGAACCUCUUCACAACAGUCACCUUGAGGACAGAAGAAAGUGACCGAUGUAGAGGGGUUUUUAAACCCCUGUACUUGGUUAAAAACAAGAGUCAAUGUAUGAACUGUCUGCCAAAAAAGUGGCCAUAGUAGAGAGGUGACCGUUAGUGGAGCUUCCAAUUUAUCUCUUUCUUCUAAGUUAUUUUCUAUUGUAUAUUUUUUUCUCGUUCUUGACGGUCCAGCGUGCGUGGGCACGAACAUGCGUGAGAGUGUUGUUUUUACUUGGCUUUUUGCUCACGCAGGGGUCUUGACGCGUCUAAAGAUCGUGUGCUUGGAGAACGAGAAAAGAGAAGCGAAGAAGAAGUAUUUGGAUAGCCAGAAGAUGUACGUCAAGGACAUGCUGGGAAGACCUAUGGAGAAACUCAGUGUAAGCUGGCUUCCCCCGUGGGGUACUCCUAGGAAUUCUCGGUGGGGAUGUGCUGCCCGGUUCUCCAAAUCCUGACCCUAUAUCGGACUAGAGAAAAAAGUCAUUUUCCACACUCGUUUUUAGACCUCGCCUCUAAAAUCCAUACGCAUUUUCAGACCUGGCCUCUUAAAAUUCCAACAAAAAGAUUUCUUAAUAUCCACUUCGAAUUCGUAAAUUACUCUUUCUUCCUUAUUUAUUUGGAAUUACAACGACAAAUACGUUCACACACUCCCGUAGUUCCCUCGAAAACCACACCCGAUAUCCAGACCAAACUGGGCAAAGGCUAUACCCCACUUUCAGACCUAUACGGAUUUAAAAACCUUCUCCUUCGGGGUGGAACAUAGUUAUACGGCUUAUAUAAGGGAGUACCCCCAGCGGAUGAUUGGUAGAUGUCAUGUGACCUAGUAUUGACCAACCUCGGAAAAGCCCUCGUUACGAGGGAGAAUUUCCUGUUACGUACUGUAUAACAACAACAACAGCAACUGCAGAUAUUUCUUCGCAGAUAUUUUUUGAGGGCGUCCAGGAGCGUAUAGCAGCAGGAGUGAAGGAGGAUGAAGUUGGUUAUCAGUUGGCGUUCAGUAAACAAGAACUGAGAAAAAAUAUUAAAGAGUACCCAGCUAAAGAGCUGAAGAAAGGAUUAGAACAAUUAUACAAAAAAGUUGAAAAGCACUUGUGUGAAGAGGAAAACUUACUUCAGGUCAGUGUCAAUAACUGUUAUUAUAAUUGAGCAAGCAGGUUAAUAUUCUUUUGUUUACAGUGGAACCCCGUUUACCCUAGGUACCAGAGGUGUUUUCUCGCGUGCGACGAGGAACUUCGUCGGCCCAGGCCGAGACGUCUUCGGCCGAGGGCCGAGCAAUGAAAAGCCUCUCUCACCCAGGGUAAACCCGGUUAAGCUAGAGCAAAACGGGCAACAAAAACGUGCAACUUCUUUUCAGACUCGUACCCAGUCGCUAUUGAUGUGUUUUGGGGGUGAGGGAAGACUGGGGUAAGGUUGAGGCACGUGGAUACUCAUGGGAAGGGGCGAAGAGACGCUAUUUUUCCUUCGUCCCUUCCCAUGAGUACCCGAGCGCUUCAACCUAACCCCAGUCUUCUCUCACCCCAAAACACAUAAAUAGCGACUGGGUACGAGUCUGAUUUCUUUUGCAACACUGCUGCAAAACGAGUUGAAUAGCGAUGUUGCGCGUUUUACCACCCACGUUUAAACCUCUUUUGCAACAACUCAGGCUAUUGUAAGCUGCGUGAAUACUGAGUUUUAUUUGUUAAAAUUACCCGGGAGUCACGACAUGCACAGAGUUCCGUCACUUGCUGCAAAACAAGUCCCGCUUGGGCCGGUAAAACGCGCAACGUGGAAUAAACGACACAAAAAUGAAUAAACGUAUCCCGUGACUAAGCGAAAUGCCUAGAGGCAAAUCUAAGGAUAAUCACGUUUGUUUAUGAACGUUUCAGGUGGUAUGGCACUCGAUGCAAGAUGAUUUUAUUCAGCAGUACAAGCAUUUUGAAGAUCUCAUUCAACGCUGUUAUCCUGGCUCAAUGAUCAACCUUGAAGUCACCAUCAAUGAUAUCUUGACUUUCUUCUCCAAUAUCGCGCAGUCUCACUGAGCGCAGUGUACUAAAUUGCUAUAUAGUAUAUUGUAACAAUAUUGGAGCAAUAUCAGACUAAUAACAUUGUAAAGAAAUCGUUAAACCUAAUCAGAAUCCCUCAUAAAAAUAUGAAUUCAAAUUCCCAAAGCGAGGAAACAAAAUUAGCUGUUAAAAUAACACAAAUAUAAAUGGAUGUCUGAGGUGCGUCAUUGUUAAUGUACUUUAAAAAAAUAGAAAGAGAUUUAUGGUGGUGUAACUACAGUCGAACCUCGCUAUUUCGAACUCGGUUAAUUCGAAGUCCCCGAUAUUUCGAAGGAAGAUCGAAUGCCCUUGGAUUUACCCUUCCCCUUUACGCUUCCCCGGUUAUUUCGAAGCCCCGCUAUUUCGAACUUUUUUCCAUUUCCCUUGGGACUUUGAAAUAGCCGGGUUCGACUGUAUAGAGUGUUUUCACAUGACGUCACGGCGGCCAUAUUGGUGUCCCAAAACAAUGAAACGGCGGCCAUGUUGGUGUCCCAAAUCAAUCCUCUGGGAGUUGAACUUUUUUCUUAUGCAAACGCUUUCUUUUGUUCCAAUAAAUUAGCAUAGAUGCUGGCCACGUGAGUGAAAACACUCUAUAACAUUGUCGCAACCCUUUAUACAUUAAAACGUUGCGGUUCAUAAUUAUUGAAUACAAAAUAAAUGACUGCUAGAAUCAUUUUUGCUGUCGUUUUAAAUGAACUGUUGCC
Molecule: messenger RNA, 19186 nt
Organism: Porites lobata
Lineage: Eukaryota; Metazoa; Cnidaria; Anthozoa; Scleractinia; Poritidae
Source: the annotation of a GenBank genome assembly